Messenger RNA from Ziziphus jujuba (common jujube), 1151 nucleotides. RefSeq lists its product as uncharacterized. The coding region runs from base 249 to 743 and encodes 164 amino acids. NCBI's taxonomy places the organism in Eukaryota, Viridiplantae, Streptophyta, Magnoliopsida, Rosales, Rhamnaceae. The record is from RefSeq and is a predicted model, not a curated record. The transcript has 5 exons.
AAGCCAAACGGUGACGUUUUCUUUUUGUCUUUUUUCCCAUCAAUUUCCUUUCGGGUUCGACGAAGGCAGGGAAGAGCCAAAAAGCAUCUGUCUCUCUCUGAUUCCAACUCUUAUUGGCUAUCUAUGUCUGAAAAUAUGGAACUAUUCAUUUUCAAGUGGCCCAACCCAGUUUGACCUCUGAACUCUGGCCCUCUAUUGUAAAACAGUGUCAGAGAGAGAUUGAGAUUGGAUUUGAUUUCGGGUCAAAAAUGGACGAGGUGAUUACGGUUGCGGAUGCGACAGCCGGUACCGGAACGACGUCGUCUUCUUCUUCUUCUUCUUCACCGAUCCCGACUAACCUCCCUCUCAUAUCCGCUUUCCUCGCAUGCGCUAUUGCUCAGUUCCUCAAGCUCUUCACCACCUGGUAUAAGGAAAAGAGAUGGGAUUCUAAGAGAAUGCUGGAUUCCGGUGGAAUGCCGUCGUCGCAUUCAGCCACCGUGACGGCUCUUGCGGUGGCUGUUGCUCUUCAAUAUGGGACUUCAGGGCCAGUUUUUGCUAUCGCCGUCGUUUUGGCUUGCGUUGUAAUGUACGACGCCUCGGGGGUUAGACUUCAUGCAGGUCGGCAAGCUGAAUUGCUAAACCAAAUUGUAUGUGAGCUGCCUCAGGAGCAUCCUUUAUCCAAUGUUAGACCCCUACGUGAUUCCCUCGGGCAUACUCCACUUCAGGUCUUUUGCAAUCUGGCUGCAUUUUGUUUCUCUGGUUAAUACUUUACUUUUAAGUGUCUUUGAUGCUGGUUGUUGCUGGUGCUUUGUUGGGAUGCGUGGUAGCAUAUUUAACGACAGGCUCCAAUUAAGAUAUAUAUGGUCAGCAAUAUUUAUUCUUUGACCAUGUUACUAAAGGGCUGUUGAGAAUGUACAGCAAUGGUAUGAAAGGCAGUAGAAGAUGUUGUAAAACGAUGUCCUUGUGUGGUAAGUCUGUCAAGUGGAAGCAUAUUCUCGGUGGCCUUUAUUUAUUUUUUUUAAUUAUUUUUUUUUCUUUUUCCCUGUUGUGAUAUUCUGUUCAAAUUUAGACAUUGUAAAGAAUGCUUUUAAAUACUUCAAAUUGAACAAAGGAUUCAUUAUAGUGAAAUUCUUGAUGGUCACGGUAUGAAUAAGACGCCAGUUUUGUGUGAA